Molecule: messenger RNA, 705 nt
Organism: Elaeis guineensis (African oil palm)
Lineage: Eukaryota; Viridiplantae; Streptophyta; Magnoliopsida; Arecales; Arecaceae
Product: V-type proton ATPase 16 kDa proteolipid subunit
Biological process (GO): proton transmembrane transport
Cellular component (GO): proton-transporting V-type ATPase, V0 domain
Molecular function (GO): proton-transporting ATPase activity, rotational mechanism
Source: RefSeq, a predicted model, not a curated record
GCCCCCUUCUUUGGCUUCCUCGGAGCCGCGGCAGCGCUCGUCUUCUCCUGCAUGGGGGCGGCGUAUGGGACGGCGAAGAGUGGAGUCGGGGUGGCGUCAAUGGGCGUGAUGCGGCCGGAGCUCGUGAUGAAGUCGAUCGUGCCCGUUGUCAUGGCUGGGGUGCUCGGGAUCUACGGGUUGAUCAUAGCUGUGAUCAUAAGCACCGGGAUUAACCCCAAGGCCAAGUCUUACUACCUCUUCGAUGGAUAUGCGCACCUCUCGUCCGGGCUCGCUUGUGGCCUUGCUGGCCUCUCUGCUGGCAUGGCGAUCGGGAUUGUCGGUGAUGCAGGAGUCAGGGCCAACGCACAGCAGCCAAAGCUAUUUGUUGGCAUGAUUCUAAUUCUUAUUUUUGCAGAAGCUCUUGCCCUCUAUGGUCUCAUUGUCGGUAUCAUCCUUUCAUCUCGGGCUGGUCAAUCCCGUGCAGACUAAGAACACGGGCAGCUGGCCAUGUGCUCUUUGCUCUUCUUAUUUUCAUAUAGGACAUGAUCAGAGCUUUCUAAUUAUUUGUCAUUAUACUGUAAUUUAUUUAAGGACUUUGUUGUGAUUGGGGCCUCUGAUUGUUUGACUUGCCUGCCGUCUUUUCUAUGAGGUGACCUUUUUUUUAUGUGCUUUUAAUGCAAGCUAAUGACAUUUAGCCACGCUUGUACAUGUGGCACCCUUUGCAAA